AUGGAAGAAAAGUUAAAUGAAAUGGAACAAGCUGGUAUCAUCACAAGGACAUCAACGCCUUACAGUAGUCCAUUGACAUUCACUCUUAAAAAAGACGGCUCAAUUAGAGUUCUGCUUGAUGCCAGAAGCAUAAAUAAGAAAAUGGGUGCAGAAACAGAGAAACCACCUAUACAAUUAGAUAUUUUGAAUUCAUUUCACGGAGCGAAUUAUAUCACUACCAUUGACUUAAAUAAUGCAUAUUUUCAAAUUCCGAUAAAUAAAGAUGGUAGAAAAUAUACUGGAUUCACAUUCAAUGGAAAGUCAUAUGUAUAUAAUGUUUUGCCGCAAGGAUUAAAAACAUCAGUAGGAAGCUUUAGCAGAGCCAUGAAUUUAAUAUUAGGACCAGAAAUCCAAGAAUUUUGUGUGAACUAUUUAGAUGAUCUAGCCAUUAUUACAACAGGAACGUUAGAUAAACAUUUGGAGCACAUUGAUAUUGUUUUAAGUAAAUUGAACAAAGCUGGCUUAACGUGUAACUUGCAGAAAUGUGAAUUUAUUUGUAAAGAAAUUAUAAUGCUGGGUUUUAUAAUUUCAACAGAAGGCAUAAAGACAGAUCCCGAUAAGAUUCGAGCGAUCCAAGAGUUUCCAGCACCUAAAAAGAUUAAACAAUUAAGGGCCUUUUUAGGUCUAUGCAAUUUUUAUAGAAGGUUUAUACCAAAUUACAGCGAGAGCAUAAUAUCGCUCUGUGAAUUACUUAAAAAGGGACGAAAGUUCAAAUGGAGCGGUAAAGAACAGAAGGCAUUUGAUUUUAUAAAACAACAAUUUAUUAAUACAAUACAAUUGCAUCAUCCAGACUUUAAUAAGCCGUAUUAUUUACAAACAGAUUGUUCCGGUGUGGGUAUGGCCGGAGUACUAUAUCAGAUAGAUGAUAAUAAUGAAAUGAGAAUUUCAGGCUAUCAUAGUAAAGCCUUAAAAGGCCCCGAAUUAAAUUGGUCUGUUACUGAACAAGAGUUUUAUGCUGUAAUAAGCUGCCUAAAGAAAUUUGAAACAUAUUUGCGGGGCAGUAAAGUAAUAAUACUAACUGAUCAUAAAGCAUUAUUGUUUAUUAAUAAUAUGAAGUUAUUCAAUGGUAGAGUAACCCGAUGGAUUUUGUAUAUAGAACAAUUUAAUUAUGAAGUACAGCAUAUAUCGGGUAGACGUAAUAUUGUUGCAGAUGUGCUAUCACGUUAUCCUCCUGAUGGCGAUUUAAUACAAGAGGAAAAAAAUAAUAGUUUAGAAAUUGCUUACACAGAGAGCGAACCGAAUAUUGAGUUGAUAGAAAAAUUAAAAUCCUUAACAGUAUAUCAAUUACAAGAUUCAGAGUCGUUGGCUAUUAUUGAAAGUUAA
Messenger RNA from Parnassius mnemosyne (clouded apollo), 1362 nucleotides. Lineage: Eukaryota; Metazoa; Arthropoda; Insecta; Lepidoptera; Papilionidae. The record is from the annotation of a GenBank genome assembly.